Messenger RNA from Caenorhabditis briggsae, 966 nucleotides. The record is from RefSeq and is a predicted model, not a curated record. Lineage: Eukaryota; Metazoa; Nematoda; Chromadorea; Rhabditida; Rhabditidae. The transcript has 2 exons. The annotation marks the transcript as partial.
AUGCUCACCUUCACAGCUCGUCCACAAUUCUUUCCUGGACACCAUUUGAUAAAUGGAUUCGUCAUCACAAAUCCAUUGACUUUAAUCUCAGAAUCUCAGAAUCUCAGAAUCUCAGGAUCUCAGAAUCUCAGAAUCUCAGAAUCUCAGAAUCUCAGAAUCUCAGAAUCUCAGAAUCGCAGAAUCUCAGAAUCUCAGAAUCGCAAAAUCUCAGAAUCGCAGAAUCUCAGAAUCGCAGAAUCUCAGAAUCUCAGAAUCGCAGAAUCUCAGAAUCUCAGAAUCGCAGAAUCUCAGAAUCUCAGAAUCUCAGAAUCGCAGAAUCUCAGAAUCUCAGAAUCUCAGAAUCUCAGAAUCGCAGAAUCUCAGAAUCGCAGAAUCUCAGAAUCUCAGAAUCUCAGAAUCUCAGGAUCUCAGAAUCGCAGAAUCUCAGAAUCGCAAAAUCUCAGAAUCGCAGAAUCUCAGAAUCUCAGAAUCUCAGAAUCUCAGAAUCGCAGAAUCUCAGAAUCUCAGAAUCUCAAGAAUCUCAGAAUCUCAGAAUCUCAGAAUCUCAGAAUCUCAGAAUCUCAGAAUCUCAGAAUCUCAAGAAUCUCAGAAUCUCAGAAUCUCAGAAUCUCAGAAUCUCAGAAUCUCAGAAUCUCAGAAUCUCAAGAAUCUCAGAAUCUCAGAAUCUCAGAAUCUCAGAAUCUCAGAAUCUCAGAAUCUCAGAAUCUCAGAAUCUCAGAAUCUCAGAAUCUCAGAAUCUCAGAAUCUCAGAAUCUCAAGAAUCUCAGAAUCUCAGAAUCUCAGAAUCUCAGAAUCUCAAGAAUCUCAGAAUCUCAAGAAUCUCAGAAUCUCAGAAUCUCAGAAUCUCAGAAUCUCAGAAUCUCAGAAUCUCAGAAUCUCAGAAUCUCAGAAUCUCAGAAUCUCAAGAAUCUCAGAAUCUCAGAAUCUCAGAAUCUCAGAAUCUCAGAAUCUCAGAAUCUCAGAAUC